CUAUACAUUCAGUGGCUCUGAGAAGGGGCUGCAUACCGUCACCUUUUAUAAAUCAAAUUAAGUGUACGGCAGUUAAGCGAUCUGGGUUUUUUCGAUGUUCGUUUAAAACAUUAGGAAACAGCUGAUUAGAAGAAUCUAUCAGCGUAAACGGGCCAUAUUUAUACGGAGGAUUCUGAAUAAUUUAAAUCGUUGUCAUUGCGGUGAAGAGUUUCUGCAGGACCUGCACGUCCUUUAAACACAGAGGAGGUAAACAGUCUGUGCAGAUCGUGGGAACAGUUUACCUCCAGUGUGAGACGCAGGCCUGUCCAGGAUGAAAAGCACCCGGGUUGUGGUGGUCGGAGGAGGUGUGGUCGGCUUCUCCACCGCUGUCUGCAUCGCUGAGGCUCUGCCUUCCUGUUCUGUCACUCUGCUGGCGGAGAAGUUCAGUCCUGACACCACCAGCGAUGGAGCUGCUGGGCUCAUGUUUGCUACAAAGUUUCCAGAUAUUCCCUUGGAGAGACAAAGACGCUGGUUCAAGAACAGCUUUGAUCACCUGCUGGCUCUUGCUACAUCCCAACACUCACCAGAUGCUGGAGUCAUGCUGAGCUCUGGCUGGCAAAUUUUCAAGGACGUUCCAACCGAUAAGAAGCCCUUCUGGUCAGAUUUUGUGAUCGGCUUCAGAUUCAUGACUGACGCUGAACUGAAAAUGUUUCCAGAUCACAAGUUUGGCCAUGCGUUCACCACCAUUAAAUGUGAAUGUCCCAGCUACCUGCCAUGGCUCGAGAACAGGUUCAGAGAAGCUGGCGGUCAGGUGGAACAGAGGAAGGUCAACAGUCUUCAGGAAUUAAGCAGCAGCUUUGACCUCAUAGUCAACUGCUCCGGUCUGGGCUCUAGAACGCUGGUGGGUGACAACGACAUCUACCCCAUCAGAGGUCAGGUCCUCAAGGUGGAGGCGCCCUGGCUUAAGCACUUCAUCCGAGCUGGAGAUGGAAUGACCUACAUCUACCCCGGCAUAGACGCCGUCACCAUAGGCGGCACGAGGCAGGAGGGGGACUGGCGGCUACAAGUGGACGAAGGCGACACAGAGAGCAUCCUGGAGCGCUGCAGCAGGCUGGUGCCGUCCAUCAGCAAAGCCAAAGUUCUCAGCAAGUGGGUCGGUCUGAGGCCAACCAGGAGGAACCCGAGGGUGGAGAGGGAAGUGGUGCAGCUGCAGGGUCGCAGGGUGCCUGUGGUACACAACUACGGCCACGGAGCCUGGGGAGUCACCAUCGCCUGGGGCACCGCCGUGGACGCACUGGGGCUGGUCAGGAAGUGCCUUCGUGAUCUGCCACAAAAGGCUAAACUGUGAAGUGUGAAGUCAGUCUGCCACUAGAUCCUGAUUUUACUCCGUCCUGAUGACACUGGCCUUGAAAUAAUAGAGAUUUGAAUCACUAAUAGACGACAAAGAACGAAGAACAAUUCUAAAACUUAAAUCUUGAGAAUUUGUAGUAGCUUUGACAUUUAAAACAUUUGGAUAUGAGGAAAUUCUUUAUGUAAAAAUAAUUUAUUUUGGUGAAUAAUUUUUGUGUGAUGAAUUGUGGCUGGUUUUGAGAGAAUAUCAUACUAUUAUACUUUUUAAAUUUCUGCUACGAGGUGCCAAUGAGAGCUGCCUCUGUGGUCAGAGAGAUGACUAAAAGCCUUGUUAGAAUUUUUAUAGUGUGUAUAUAAAAAAUCUUUAUUAAUUUAAUUCAUGAAAAGGAAAGUACUGUACAAAAUUACUGAUGUGAAAUGAAUGAUUCAUGUUUGUGUCUCAGACAAAUUCAUGCUGGGUGGAGUGAAACUGUUCAGCUGCUAAUUUGCUAAACUUUGUCAACACUACAUAAAACUGGGUUUCUAAAGUUAUACCUCUGUGCCUCAGAAUUACUGACGACUUACUGUAUCAGCCACAUUUAUUUUGUUCACCGUUUAGGAGGUUUUUAAAAGAAAAAUAUCUAAAAGAAAAAAGGAAUCAAACUUACCUGGGUGGAGUCAAGAAAACAAACAAUCUGGUCUCUCUCGUUAGUUGGCCCAGUUCUGAACCUAAUUAACUAAUAAGUGGCAACAAGACAGAACAGGGCUGAGAGGGAGACACUGUAAGACACACUGAGAGUAUAUUUGAAGGCUGUUGUAUUUUAAAACCCUCCAACAAUCCUGCAUGUCUUUGGACUGUGGGAGGAAGCUGGAGUACCCAGAUCAGAUGUAGUAGAACAUUCUGAUAUUUCUGGCAUACUGCAUUUGACAUAUGAAGUAUUAGGUCAUUCUAAAUCUUUUUCUGGCACACUAUAUAGUAUGGUAGUAUGGUUACUGGAACAAACAGCCAAUCAGGCUCAUUUAAGGUAAUAAAAACACAGUGAUUUUUAUUUUCAGGUGAUUUUUACAACAAAGAAAACAUAUUUAUUAUAAUUACAUUCUGUUACUCCAAAUAUAACCUCCUAAAUCCUGCACACUGGACCUUUAAUAUAAUCAAUUCAUAAUAAUAUGCACUUUGUUAAUUAAGGCUUUGUUUGAUGGGAAAUAAAUGGCGACUCACUGCCAAGCGAC
This is a messenger RNA of Epinephelus fuscoguttatus (brown-marbled grouper), 2538 nucleotides long. It is a transcript of the gene ddo, whose product is annotated as D-aspartate oxidase. The record is from RefSeq and is a predicted model, not a curated record. Lineage: Eukaryota; Metazoa; Chordata; Actinopteri; Perciformes; Serranidae. The coding region runs from base 311 to 1327 and encodes 338 amino acids. Gene Ontology annotation, molecular function: FAD binding; D-amino-acid oxidase activity. The transcript is spliced from 5 exons.